UCCGCGCGCAGGCGCAAUUCCUGGCUCCCGGCAAGUGAUCCCGGCGGGCGAGCGACGCUGGCCCUCUCAGUCAGGUCCCGGUGUGCCCGCGUGCUCUGGACUCUCACUCCGCAGCCUUUAGGCUCCCGGACCCAGCUCGGCUGCGCACACGUUCCCCGGCGGCAGGACGAUGGCGGAGCGCGGGGAACUCGACCUGACCGGCGCCAAGCAGAACACCGGCGUGUGGCUAGUAAAGGUUCCCAAGUACUUGUCACAGCAGUGGGCUAAAGCCCCUGGAAGAGGUGACGUUGGCAAACUGCGGAUCGCCAAGAGUCAAGGUAGGACUGAGGUGUCGUUUACCUUGAUGGAGGAGCUUGCAAACAUUCAGGACCUCGGCGGCAAGCCGGCUUCGGUGAGCGCUCCUAGAGAGCAUCCAUUUGUCUUGCAAAGCGUCGGGGGACAGACUUUAACGGUGUUCACUGAGAGCUCCUCGGACAAAGUCGCGUUGGAAGGAAUCGUGGUACAAAGAGCCGAAUGCCGACCUGCUGCCAGUGAAAACUACAUGAGACUAAAGCGAUUGCAAAUUGAAGAAUCCUCCAAACCGGUAAGGCUGUCACAGCAACUGGACAAGGUUGUAACGACCAACUACAAGCCAGUUGCUAACCAUCAGUACAAUAUUGAAUAUGAGAGGAAGAAGAAAGAAGACGGAAAGCGAGCUCGGGCAGACAAACAACGUGUUCUAGACAUGCUCUUUUCAGCCUUUGAGAAACAUCAGUAUUAUAAUCUGAAGGACUUGGUGGACAUCACAAAACAGCCCGUGGGUUACCUGAAAGAAAUCUUGAAAGAAAUUGGUAUUCAUAAUGUGAAAGGGGUCCACAAGAACACCUGGGAGCUGAAGCCAGAGUACAGGCAUUAUCAAGGGGAAGAAAAGAGUGACUGAGCAGACCCUGUCGUUGGUGGAGCCGCUGAGGGUGACACUGAGCGGCCGGCUCAGCUCACUGAACACCCGGGAGCGCCAGAGUGAAAUACUGGUUCUUGAUCUCCUCUCAGUAAAAUUCUUAACCCUAUAACUCCAUAAAGUUUCUUAA
Jaculus jaculus (lesser Egyptian jerboa) is the source of this 1067-nucleotide messenger RNA. RefSeq names its product general transcription factor IIF subunit 2. The transcript has a single exon. The coding region runs from base 170 to 919 and encodes 249 amino acids. The record is from RefSeq and is a predicted model, not a curated record. Gene Ontology annotation, biological process: transcription initiation at RNA polymerase II promoter; transcription by RNA polymerase II. Gene Ontology annotation, cellular component: transcription factor TFIIF complex. NCBI's taxonomy places the organism in Eukaryota, Metazoa, Chordata, Mammalia, Rodentia, Dipodidae.